Staurois parvus is the source of this 361-nucleotide messenger RNA. NCBI's taxonomy places the organism in Eukaryota, Metazoa, Chordata, Amphibia, Anura, Ranidae. The record is from the annotation of a GenBank genome assembly.
AUGCAGACUGCUUCUACAAACAUUUGUGAAAGAAUGGGUCAUUCUCAGGAGCUCAGUGAAUUCAAACAUGGUACCAUGAUAGGUUGCCACCUGUGCAAUAAGUCCAUCCGUGACAUUUCCUGGCUACUAAAUAUUCCACGGUCAACUGUUAGAGGUAUUAUAACAAAGUGGAAGCAACUGGGAACAACAACAACUCAGCCACCAAGUGGGGAGGGGGGUCAAACGCAUGCUGAAGCGCACAGUGCGCAGAAAUUGCCAACUGUCGGCAGAGUCAAUAGCUAAAGACCUCCAGACUUUGUGUGGCCUUCAGAUUAGUACAACAACAGUGCAUAGAGAGCUUCAUGGAAUGGGUUUCCAUGGC